Melampsora larici-populina 98AG31 is the source of this 243-nucleotide messenger RNA. RefSeq lists its product as uncharacterized. The transcript has a single exon. The coding region runs from base 1 to 243 and encodes 80 amino acids. The record is from RefSeq and is a predicted model, not a curated record. NCBI's taxonomy places the organism in Eukaryota, Fungi, Basidiomycota, Pucciniomycetes, Pucciniales, Melampsoraceae.
AUGCCUAGUCAACAACAAAUCACCAGAGCUACCAGAAGCGGUAGAACGAUUGAUUCGCAAACGAACCCAAUUGAGAUCCCACCACCUUCAUCAUCCGGAGCAGACCAAGACCACCCAACCAAUAACAAUUUGGAAGGGACUGAUAAUCCAGAAGAAGAAGAAAGAGAAAACGACGGUUUAGAUGGUGAAGCUUUAGACGAACAACUUAGAGAUGACGUAGCAGAGAUGAUGGAGAACUAUUAA